Molecule: messenger RNA, 6363 nt
Organism: Ectocarpus siliculosus
Lineage: Eukaryota; Phaeophyceae; Ectocarpales; Ectocarpaceae
Source: the annotation of a GenBank genome assembly
AUGAGAAUACCCAGGCCAUGGAGCGAGCGGUCUUCGUGCGAGAAGGCCGUGGAACCGGUUUGGCCUUUCGUCUACAGCAAGUACCGCGGCCAGGAGGUGGAAGCGAAAGGUAGAACAAAUACCAACCUCCAAGACGAACGGCACGAGUGCGACCGCCGAGGAGUGCGCAGCAAGUGCCACGUGUGCGAGGACAUCGUGUGCGGGGAAAAUCUAGAUGCAGACUGCUCGUACCAGUUACAGGGGGUGAACGCCUCCCUUCUCGCCACGAAUAUCCCAUCGGUUAGUGACACCCCGUGGGCGGUGGGUGGGAGUCAUAGGAACGACUUCGGAAGCGCCUCGGUCUCGAGAGUGUGCAUGUUGCUCAGCGGAGGGGCAUGCCUCGAGCCACUAGGCGACUACUCGAACUGCACUACGAGGUGCUGGGGCGACGGAUUCUCUGGCGCGGACGCCUCCCCAGUAGACCACCUUGCGGCGCCCAGCUCGAUGACGGAGGAUAUCCAGGAGUACAUCCCUACUGUGGCUUGGGAGUACCCAAAGGCUCUGACGUCGUCGUAUGGCCCCCUGGAGCCAACCCCGACGUUCAAUCCUCAGGGAUUCGUCUUCACCCUCGCGGGGGGUUCGGGUGAAGCGGGAUACGCGGACGGCAGCGGAACAGCGGCGCUCUUCAAUGAUCCACAGGACGUGGCCGUUGAUGCCCAUGCCAACGUGUAUGUCGCCGACACUGGGAACCAUCGGAUACGCCGCAUCUCGCCCGAGGGAGUUGUCACAACCGUGGCAGGCGACGGAGAAGAAGGUUCCGACGAUGGCGACGCGAUGGAGGCGUCUUUCUCCUUCCCGGGGGGGAUCGCCCUCUACUACGAUUCUUCGGAAGGGCUCGUGCUCUACGUUGCCGACACCAACAAUCACCGCCUGCGGAAAAUUUCGGGGGACAUCGCGAACGGAGCCGGCACCGUCACUUGUCAUGCCGGGAGGUGCGGGAAUGGGACGGAGAGUGCGACGCGGAUGGCGGCGGAGGCAACACCCGAGGCCGGUUUCGCGGACGGAGACGGAAGCUAUGCGAGAUUCGACGGCCCGUCGGGCCUUGCGGCGGCGGAAGACGGGACACUGUUCGUGGCGGACACGAACAAUCACUUGAUAAGGAUGGUCCUCGCGAACUCGACGGUCUUCACGUUGACAGGGGGGUUGGAGGGAGCGGAGGUUGAGGCCGGCGGGGAGGAAGUUUGUCCAUCCCCUUGCCUGCGGGGCGUGGCUGGCCAUACUGACGGCAACCUGACGGCGGCCAGGUUCAACUACCCCGCGGAUGUCUCGCUGGGGACCAACGGCACACUGUUUGUGGCCGACCUCCACAGCCUGAGGAGGAUAUCCAUGCCCGAGAACCCGACCAUUGUGCUCGGCGUUGGGUUUGACGGGAGGGUCACGACUGCGGCAGGCGGUGCGGAACCUGGAGAGGCAGACGGGACAGGUCCAGAGGCACGGUUUUCGAGGCCAUCUGGCGUAGCGUCCACGGCCGACGGCGCCGCCUACCUCUCGGACGCGGCUUCCUGCCGCCUGCGGCGAGUAGCGCCGACGGUCUCCUUCGCCGCCGCUCUGGCUACCUGCAACACCACCCUCGCCGAGGCCUUGCGACCUUCGGGGUGCUCGUCGUACGACCCCCCCCAGGGCGGGGACGGUCUCUCGGCGUCUCCACUCUCGGGAAACGUCUGGUACAACCACUGGCGCAACGUGUCCGGAUUUUCCGACGGAGACGGAAGCGGCGGGUCGUCGUCAAUGGCGGUGGCGACGGCGGCCGCGGCCGCCGCUGGCGCCGGCUUCGAUUCCGACGGCCGCGCCGUUCGCCAGUGCGUGGGUUUCCCGCCCCCCUACCGGUUCGACCGAGCCGGCGACGCGCUCAGCGCUCUGGUUGUAGAGGACGGCCUCGUCGGCGCGUUCGAGGACACCGGGGUGGGCACCACGGUUCGGCUCGCGUGCCCCGCCUACUGCCUCGGGGCCGCCACCGGCGCGCCGCCGGCCGCCGGCGAGGUCCGCGGGUCACCCGACUUCUACACCGACGACAGCGCUGUCUGCAUGGCCGCCGUCCACGCCGGAGUCCUGACUGCCGACACCCCGGCAUCCCCGCGACCGCCCGCCGCUUCCUCGUCAUCGUCGUGGGGGUCUUCCCCGACUGGCCAGGCCCUAGACCACGUCGUGGUGGUAGCGAGGCUGCUGGCCGGGAACACCUCGGACGCCGCGGUGCCGGGCACGCGCGCGGCGGGAUCCGUCGCCAACGGCGUCUCGGCGGGCGACGCGCCCGGCGACUGGGCGAGGGGGUUCGCGCUGGAGGCCGCGCUCCCCGGCGAGCUCACGGCCCAGACGGUGGCCGGGCGGCCCGCGGGGCCCCUCGAGGAAGGCUGCGGGGCGCUCAGCGACGGGCAGCCUCCGCAGGAGGCGGUGUUCGGGAGGCCCAGGGGGAUCGACGCCUGGCGGUCGGCGAACAUCACGGACCGGCGGUUUUUGUACGUCGCGGACGCAGGAAGCCACGCCAUCCGCGCCCUGUCGGCUGUGUGCUCGUUCGUGUGCGAGAACGGAGGGGUGUGUGAGGGCCCCGACCGGUGCAGCUGCCCCACGGGGUGGACGGGAUUGGACUGUUCCCUGCCGUUGUGUUCGGACGGACUGUGCGGCCCUCGGGAGCUGUGCGUGGGUCCAGAAGAGUGCGGCUGCGUCCCGGGCUACACGGGCGCGCCGUCCUGCCUCGACGCCCUCUGCGCCCAGACGUGCGAGAACGGGGGUAGCUGCGGGCUCCCGGACACCUGCAACUGCGCGGAUGGCUGGUUCGGGCCCAAUUGCACCGUCCCCGUGUGCUCCCAGACCUGCGGCAACGGCGGGAACUGCACCGCGCCGGGGGCUUGCGCGUGCGCGGCGGAGUGGUCGGGCGGGGGCGGGGUCGUGGCGGCGGCGGUGGCCGUCGAAGGGGGAGAGGAUGGGGACGAUUGCCGCGUUCCGUUUUGCGACGUACCGUGCCUGAACGGAGGGUGGUGCGUCGCCCCGGGGACCUGCGCGUGCCCGCCGCAAUGGACCGGUCAUGACUGCGCAAUGCCGGUGUGCACGCAGGGCUACUUCGUGCCAGGGUACAACGUGUCCGGCUUCGACCCCGAGGGACGGUCGUGGUGGUCGCAGCGGUACGUCCCCUGCGACGUCGAGGGCUGGUGUAACGCCACCAACGGUUUCGACUGCUCGCAGCCGAUGAGGUCGUUCGAGGCGAUUCCCGUUGACUGGGGGGCUUACCACAGAUCGGAGACCGGGCGUUCCGAGAAUCCGGACCGCUGCAUGAUGAUCGAGCUGGGAGAGGACGUGGUGUCCCCCUUUUCCUACCUCCGGGCGGACAACGGCUCCACCCCGUUCGCCAGGUAUAGUCCCACCCACCCGUACGAGUGGACCGCAAGUCCGCGAAGCCCUUGGUCGGCUUACAAUGAUACUGCUCCUGGGAGAACAGGACCUUUCGUUUGGGUGGAGGAUCGCCAGGUAGCAUUGGUCGAGUACCACAACGUCACGGAAGGACGCUACGUGUGCGCGAACAGCGGCAACUGCACUGCCCCGGGGGUGUGCGAGUGCGCAACGGGUUGGUCUGGGUUCGACUGCCGGACUCCAAUCUGCUCCCAGGCAAGAGAGUCCCACGACAAAGACGACGAAAUUUACUUCCGGUUCAACAGCCACCAACACAACUACUGCGGGUUUAUCCUUGACGUACGUACGACGUACCAAACCAGAGUUACCGACCAGGGAUACUACGACCCCGAUCAGACCGAAUUCGUUUCCGGCAACGGCGACGCUAGCGACCUGGACGCGUUUGAGUCAUUCUUUGACCAAGACCUCACCGCCGCCUACCGCCUGUCGUGGCCCUAUUCCAACCCCGCGUACACCACGGAGUGGGAGCGGUUCGACAACAAGAGCCACCUCGCCAGGACCAGCGUCGAGGAGGGCGGCAUCCGGUACCUAGGCCCGUCGGAGUGGUCGGCGGGAGGAGCCGAGCGUGCGUUCACCGAUCAGGGGGGGUACUACUGCUCGGUCCGGGCGAGAACUGAGUUCGAGAACGAAGACUUUGUGCUGGAUGCGCCCAACUACUGGUCCCGAUACAUGGACCCCAAGGUGGAAGAUGACGGCGAAACGUACACCUUCUGGGAGGACAUGUUGUGGCCCCCGUUGCACAGCAAGAGCGCAAGGUUGGAGUUGAUCGACGACGAGGGGCACUUCUACGUCUACACGGACGUCGGCCACAAGCGUGACGGGGUCUGGACGGCGACCGGCGCGUCCUGGCAGAAGGGCGUGUGCAUCAUGCAGUUCAACAGGAGCUGUCCUGCGGGAAAGGCUCAGGCGGUUGACCUGGAAUCCGUGGCCGUCGGGGAGGAGGGAGUAGGAGUCCUCGUUCAGGACACGGACCUGAGUUACAGGCUACGCGUGACAUACACACAGUGGAAGGAGGAAGGAGCGGGCUGGUGGGAGAUGGAAGGCGGCGAAUGCGUCGAUCAGGUCGUGCGGGGGUGCUUCAACAAUGGAACUUGCGUGGCCCCGGAUGUUUGCGAGUGUGCCGAGGGGUGGACAGGUUACGACUGCUCGGAACCGGAGUGUCCCACCCCCUGCCAGCACCAGGGGAACUGCACGUUGCCCGGGGUAUGUACCUGUGCGCCGGGCUGGACCGGGGAGUACUGUGGGGUAGCAAUAUGCGCACAGGAUUGCAACAACGGCGGUACAUGCGUAGCACCGGACGUCUGUAAGUGCGCCCGGUGGGACAACGCCUUCAGGGACGGUAGGGAGGCCGGCGGGAGGCCGCUGUUCCUCAAGCCCAACGGAGAUCCCCAGCAGACGGGCUGGACGGGGUAUGACUGCUCCGUGCCGAUAUGUGUGCAGGGUGAAGAAUUCGUCUUAAACGUGGAGGACGACGCCUCGAGCGGCUACUCAGCGCUCAGCGGGCAUGGGUUUGACGGUACCUUGGCCUGCGGGCUCGUGCGAUGCCCAGAGUACGACGCGACCUACGUCACCAACCUCGGUACAAGCUUCCAAACCGGGUGCGGCAACGACCCCCUCGACAGCGGGUGCUGCUACUGGGAUGCCUCCGCGUGGUCGUGCGAAUAUUGCGAAGACUUUACCGUAGCAGAUGACACCUUCCAGUGCACUGGCAGCAUAUCGACAGAGGUCUACACGGACAUCGACGACAUCCCCUUGAGAUUCAUCGCCUCCGACGGCGGUGUCACUCUUUGCGGGCCGGACCUGAGCCCCCUACCCCCGGCGGUAAACACUGACCCCACUCGAGACGACUGGCGGUACAGCAGCCACAACCUUGAGAGUAACGUCACGUCCGGCAGGUUUUUGUGCGGGCGGCUCGAGUGGACACAGGGCGACUUCUCCGACGACGCCGGCCUGGGAUCAGGGAGUGGUUUUGGCACCGACUCGGGCCUCGCCUCCGGCAGGCACCUGCGCUACAACUACGAUAACUACACCAAGGUGGACGAUGAAACCUGGGUCCAGGGAGCCGUUACACCAGGAGAAGGGGUCUACCGGUGUCACAACGGCGGCAGUUGCCUGGCGCCCGACACGUGCUCGUGCCCCGAUGGGUGGGACGGCUACGACUGCAACACGCCUCUGUGCAGGCAUUUGCAACCUUCCGGGGCGGUAUCUAGUUGCCAGAAUGGAGGCAUUUGCUCGGCGAAGGACGAUUGCGCGUGUGUCACGGCCGACAGCAUAUUAUGGCAGGUGUACGAGGAAGCGAACCGAGACAUCACGGGCUGGACCGGCACGGAUUGUUCCAUGCCCAUGUGCGCGCAAGGUUUCUUUGAUCCCUUCUGCACCGAUCUGCCGCAGGCGCCAGGAGGGGAGGGAUGUUUCCGUUGUCCCAACGGAGGGGUGUGUACGGCGCCCGACCACUGCUCCUGCGCGGAUGGGUGGACCGGGUACGACUGCAGAACUCCUGUUUGUGAGGUGGUAGCGGACGGCUUAAUGCGGGUGCAGCUGAACACGAUGGACGAGGAAAGAGUAGUAGCGUUCGAAGCAGAUCCUUGUGCGAUGGUGGAACGGUACGCUGCGGUGGCAUACAACGGGGCUUAUUACAACAGGGGCAACUGCACCGCACCCAGCCAGUGCACGUGCACGUGCUGGACAGAGUUCGACGUGGAUGACUGUGAAACUUUCCAAGAAAACUGCGAUGGGCCGUGGCAGGAUCCACUGGUGCAAUACAGAGACGUGCUACCAGUGACGUACGCCUUCGGAACGGGAAGGUGUCUGAGCGGCUACGAGGGGAUAGUUUCCGAUGACGACCGAUUCUUGACAUGCCACUACAACAUCUUCGAACCUAGCUGGCUGCAGCGGAACUCCAUUCCUCUGAUUGUGGGGUGA